AUGCUUUCCGAUGCUUGCAGUUCAUUUGUUUUUUUAUUCGUGAAUGACGUAUGCAAAUACAAAGCUUUAUCCUCUUUCUAUAUUUUAUUUUUAUUUCUAUCUUCUUCUAUCUCUUUCUCCUCUUUACUUUUAUUUAUCUCGCAAUCAUGUUUUCUCUUUAUGAUCUUUUAUUCUCUCUUCUUUAUUUCUCUUGAUCUUUUUUCUACACUUUCUUAUUCUUUUUUUUCCUUCAUAAUUUUUAUCAAACAUUUUCUCUAUGUUGGGUUUGUCUCCCUUUAUUUUCAUUUAUUCUUAUUUCUUUCUUUCGUUUUUCUUUCUUUAGUUUUUCUUUCUUUCUCCUAUUUCUCAAAUCUCCUUUGCAUAUUGUGUUUACAUCAUUAUAACGACCGAAUCUUCUCUUUCUACCACUGUCCCCCCCUCUCUCUCUCUCCCUCCCUCCCUUGCUUUAUUUUUCUUUUUUCAACUCUCACUAAAAUUCAUUUUCCCGCCAUCUUACCGUGUUUCUCUCUGUGCAUCAUUACACCUUCUUUUAACUUUUCUCAUGUUUUCACCUUCCUUUUAUCACCUUAUCUGCAGAAUUCACGGAACAAUCUGUCCUACUCUCUCUCUCUCUCUCUUUCUCUCUCUCUCUCUCUCUUUCUUUCUCUCUCUCUCUCUAUCUCAUUCGCUCUCUCCCUUUCUCUCUCUUUGCCUCCUUCACUUUCUUUGCCGCUUCAUUCUCUUUGCCUCCAUCUCUUUCUUUGCCACCUUCUCUCUUUUUGUCUUCUUCUCUCACUUUGCUUCCUUCUCUCUCUUUGCCUCAGCCUGCAAAAUGUGCAGGCAGAUGCAAUUGCAAAACAUACACGUGUAACCGAGUUCAGGUCCAAUCAUAGCUUCUGA
This is a messenger RNA of Acanthosepion pharaonis, 879 nucleotides long. The record is from the annotation of a GenBank genome assembly. Lineage: Eukaryota; Metazoa; Mollusca; Cephalopoda; Sepiida; Sepiidae.